Rhea pennata is the source of this 2662-nucleotide messenger RNA. It is a transcript of the gene BCL11B, whose product is annotated as BCL11 transcription factor B. Bases 1 to 2655 code for a protein of 884 amino acids. Gene Ontology annotation, molecular function: DNA-binding transcription factor activity; RNA polymerase II cis-regulatory region sequence-specific DNA binding. Gene Ontology annotation, biological process: positive regulation of transcription by RNA polymerase II. The record is from RefSeq and is a predicted model, not a curated record. The transcript has 4 exons. Lineage: Eukaryota; Metazoa; Chordata; Aves; Rheiformes; Rheidae. Gene Ontology annotation, cellular component: nucleus.
AUGUCCCGUCGCAAGCAGGGAAACCCGCAGCACUUGUCACAAAGAGAGAUUAUCACACCAGAGGCUGACCAUGUGGAACCGGCAAUCGCCGACGAGGAUGAGAGCCUGGCAAUAGCAGAGCCGGGUGGCAUCAGCAUCGCCGCAGGCGGGACAGACCCCGACUUGUUAACCUGUGGACAGUGUCAGAUGAACUUCCCGCUGGGAGACAUCUUGGUUUUUAUAGAGCACAAGAGAAAACAGUGCAAUGGCACUGGUGGUGCCUGCUAUGAAAAGAGCAUGGAUAAGAGCAGCCCUCCCCCCUCCUCACGUGCCGAGCUCAGGAAAGUGUCAGAGCCAGUGGAAAUCGGGAUCCAAGUCACACCCGAUGAAGAAGACCGUCUUCUCACGCCUACAAAAGGAAUUUGCCCCAAGCAGGAGAACAUUGCAGGGCCGUCCAGGCCUGCAAACCUGCCGGGGGCUCCCAUAGCUGCCUCCUCCCACCCUCACACAUCAGUGAUCACGUCACCUCUCCGCGCACUGGCCUCUCUCCCGCCCUGCCUUAGCCUGCCCUGCUGUGGUGCACGUGCAGUCUCAGUUGGCGGGACUCAGACUGAGAUUCAGACUGAGACGUCAGGCACAUUUGGAUGUCAUUGUCAGUUGUCAGGUAAAGAUGAGCCUUCAAGCUAUAUUUGCACAACAUGCAAGCAGCCUUUUAAUAGCGCUUGGUUCUUGCUUCAGCAUGCCCAGAACACACAUGGAUUCCGCAUCUACCUGGAAACAAGCCCUUCAAACAGUUCCCUUACUCCACGCAUCACCAUCCCUCCUCCUCUGGGACCAGAGACUGUUGCACAGUCCCCGCUGAUGAAUUUUCUUGGAGACAACAACCCUUUCAAUCUCUUACGGAUGACAGGACCCAUCUUGCGUGAACAUCCUGGCUUUGGUGAGGGUCGGCUCCCAAACACACCUCCACUUUUCAGUCCACCACCUCGUCAUCAUCUGGAUCCACAUCGCCUUAGUGCCGAAGAAAUGGGGUUAGUUGCCCAGCAUCCCAGUGCCUUUGACAGAGUUAUGCGUUUAAACCCCAUGGCAAUUGAGUCUCCAGCGAUGGAUUUCUCCAGAAGGCUUCGAGAACUGGCAGGAAACAGUUCCACCCCUCCUCCAGUCUCGCCCAGUCGCACCAACCCUAUGCAUCGCCUGUUGAAUCCUUUCCAGCCAAGUCCUAAAUCACCUUUUUUGAGCACCCCGCCACUGCCACCAAUGCCCCCCAGCAGCACUACGCCUCCCCAGCCUCAGGCCAAGAGUAAGUCCUGUGAAUUCUGUGGGAAAACAUUCAAGUUCCAGAGUAAUCUUAUCGUGCACCGACGCAGUCACACAGGAGAAAAGCCCUAUAAAUGCCAACUCUGUGACCAUGCUUGCUCCCAGGCCAGCAAGCUAAAGCGUCAUAUGAAAACACAUAUGCAUAAAGCUGGCUCCAUGACAGGCAGGUCAGAUGAUGGACUCUCCACCACUAGUUCCCCUGAGCCAGGCACAAGCGAGCUCACUGGAGAGGGACUAAAAUCCAGUGAGACAGAUUUCAGGAAUGAGAGUGAUCCUUCCUUGGGCCAUGACAAUGAAGAAGAAGAAGAGGAGGAGGAGGAAGAGGAGGAGCUUGAAAAUGAGAGCAGGCCAGAGUCAAGUUUCAGUAUGGACUCAGAGCUAAGUCGCAACCGAGAAAAUGGUUCCAAAUCAUUACCAGACGAAAAAUCCCUUGUCCUGGGAAAAGUUAUAGAGAAUGUAAGUCUAGGUGCCAUCCAGCAAUAUAAUGACAUGCUAGCUGAAAAACAGAAAAGGAGUAGUUUCAUGAAAAGGUCUUCUGACCAGCGAGACUUGUGUCCUCGAGAUCUCUGUCAGAGAGAUACAGGUGAUGAAGACUCAGUGGUAGGAGAGCUGGACCGCACUGAAGAAGGGACAGUCAAUGGAAGAAACUUUGGGCCAGGUGAACCCUUCCCAAACUUGUUCCCUCGCAAGCCGACACCUAUCACAAGCCCCAGUUUAAACAAUUCUUCUAAAAGAAUAAAGGUAGAGAAAGAUUUGGACUUGCCACCAGCAACAAUAAUACCUUCCGAAAAUGUUUACUCCCAGUGGCUGGUAGGGUAUGCAGCAUCAAGGCACUUCAUGAAGGAUCCAUUUCUAGGAUUCACAGACUCCCGACAAUCCCCCUUCGCAACUUCUUCCGAGCACUCUUCGGAGAACGGGAGCCUGCGUUUCUCCACCCCACCGGGGGACAUGCUAGACGGGGGGCUCUCAGGGCGCAGCGGCACGGCGAGCGGAGGCAGCACUCCCCACAUCAGUGGUCCCGGUCCCGGACGACCCAGUUCGAAGGAAGGGCGGAGGAGUGAUACAUGUGAGUACUGUGGCAAGGUCUUUAAGAACUGCAGCAAUUUAACAGUGCACCGUCGGAGCCACACUGGAGAGCGGCCUUACAAAUGCGAGCUCUGCAACUAUGCAUGUGCCCAGAGCAGUAAGCUGACGCGUCAUAUGAAAACGCAUGGCCAGAUAGGGAAGGAGGUCUACCGCUGCGACAUUUGCCAGAUGCCCUUCAGUGUUUACAGCACCCUGGAGAAACACAUGAAAAAGUGGCAUGGAGAACAUUUGCUGACAAAUGACGUCAAAAUUGAGCAGGCAGAAAGAAGCUAAGGCCCCC